AUGCAGGGAAGGCUUCCUUCGAUGCAACCGACCGUUGUCCUCCUUAGGGAGGGCACCGACACCUCCCAGGGAACCCCCCAGCUCCUGUCCAACAUCUCUGCGUGUAUUGCUGUUGCGCAGACGAUUGCCACGACUCUCGGUCCCCGCGGUAUGGACAAGCUGAUCGUGGACGAGCGCGGAAACGCGACCAUUUCCAACGACGGUGCCACCCUCCUCAAGCUUCUUGACAUUGUUCAUCCCGCUGCGCGCACUCUUGUCGACAUUGCCCGUGCUCAGGACGCCGAGGUUGGUGACGGAACCACCUCUGUUGUUCUCCUGGCCGCCGAGAUCCUGAAGGAGGUCCGACCAUACGUCGAGGAGGGUGUCGGAGUCCACACUAUCAUCAAGGGACUGAAGGAGGCUCGUGAUCUGGCCGUUAAGAAGAUCAACGAGAUUGCUGUCACGAUUGACAAGUCGAACAAGGAGGAGUUCCGCGACCUUCUGCUGAAGUGCGCGUCAACGUCGAUGUCGUCAAAGCUCAUUCACUCCCAAAUGCCCUUCUUCUCCAAUAUGGUUGUUGACGCCGUUCUGUCGCUUGACCAGGAUGACCUGGACGAGUCGCUGAUUGGUGUCAAGAAGGUGCCGGGUGGAGGUAUGCAGGACUCGGAGCUGAUCAAGGGUGUCGCGUUCAAGAAGACCUUCUCGUACGCUGGAUUCGAGCAGCAGCCCAAGCAGUUCGACAACCCCAAGAUUCUUUGCCUGAACGUCGAGCUUGAGCUUAAGGCCGAGAAGGACAACGCCGAGAUCCGUGUCAAUGAGGUGUCCGAGUACCAGGCUAUCGUCGACGCCGAGUGGACCAUCAUCUACCGCAAGCUCGAGGCGAUCGUCGCCACCGGUGCCAAGGUUGUUCUUUCGAAGCUCCCCAUUGGAGACCUCGCCACGCAGUACUUCGCCGACCGCGACAUCUUCUGUGCUGGACGCGUUGCUGGUGACGACAUGAAGCGUGUGGUUCAGGCUGUUGGCGGAUCGGUUCAGUCGACGACCUCCGACAUCAAGCCCGAGUACCUCGGAACCUGUGGUCACUUUGAGGAGAAGCAGGUCGGUGGAGAGCGAUUCAACGUCUUCGAGGACUGCCCGCGUGCCAAGACGUGUACGCUCAUCCUGCGUGGAGGCGCCGAGCAGUUCAUUGCCGAGGUCGAGCGUUCGCUGCACGACUCGAUCAUGGUUGUCAAGCGUGCGAUCAAGAACAACCAGGUCGUCGCCGGUGGUGGUGCGUGCGAGAUGGAGAUCUCCAAGUACCUGCGAAACUACAGCCGCACGAUCAUGGGCAAGCAGCAGCUCAUUGUCGGCGCCGUCGCCAAGGCGCUCGAGGUCAUCCCGCGCCAGAUCUGCGACAACGCCGGCCUCGACGCGACUGAUGUUCUUAACAAGCUCCGCAUGGGUCACGCCAAGGGCGACACGUGGGCCGGCGUCGACGUCGACGGCGAGGGUGUCGGCGACAACAUGAAGCGCUUCGUGUGGGAGCCUGCGCUCGUCAAGAUUAACGCGCUCUCGUCCGCCAUCGAGGCUGCUUGCCUCAUCCUCUCCGUCGACGAGACGGUGCGUAACCCCCAGAGCGAGGCGCAGCAGGCCGGCCCGCCCGCGCCCCGCGGCGCGGCUCAGCGUGCCCUCCGCGGCAGGCCGGGAAGGCGAUAG
Molecule: messenger RNA, 1674 nt
Organism: Trichosporon asahii var. asahii CBS 2479
Lineage: Eukaryota; Fungi; Basidiomycota; Tremellomycetes; Trichosporonales; Trichosporonaceae
Product: t-complex protein 1, eta subunit (tcp-1-eta)
Exons: 5
Coding region: 1-1674 (557 amino acids)
Biological process (GO): protein folding
Cellular component (GO): chaperonin-containing T-complex
Molecular function (GO): ATP hydrolysis activity; ATP-dependent protein folding chaperone; ATP binding
Source: RefSeq, a predicted model, not a curated record